AUGGACCAAUCUGUGCCUUUUCAAAUCACGCGCAAGGUCGAACGUCUUGGAAGUCUCAGAUAUGCCGAGCAUGCAGUACCGAUAGAGCACUUCUUAUUUCCGGAUAAUGCGAACGUACCUCUACACCCAUUAACCACAACCAUGACGAAGUGGCAUAUCCCAGCGCUCAUCUGCAUUGUUCAUACAACCCUCUGUCUAGCAGCAGGCAAUGGGCCCUAUGACGCCUCGUAUUCCAUCGACCCGAGCUUGCCAAACCACACGAUUUACAUGCCUCGCUACUUACCUAGCAACACCACCUUACCAGCGCUGAUCUGGGGCAACGGCGCCUGUUCCGCGAACGGGACGCUCUUUGGCAACUUUCUCACCAACAUCGCCUCAUACGGUUUUCUUGCUAUCGCCUCAGGGGCGCCGGAUGGACACGGAACAACUGACGUGCAGCUGAUGAGAGACGCGCUUGACUGGAUUGAGACGAACACCAACAAAACAGCAAAGCACAGGGCUAUUGAUAGGAGCAGAAUUGCAGUUGCCGGCCAGAGUUGCGGCGGACUUGAGGCGUACCAGAUGCGCGAUGAUGAACGGGUGAGGUACCUGGGGAUUUUCAACUCUGGCUUCCUGGACUUAGGGUUCUUUGGAGGGCUCUUGGGGCUGCCUAAUGAGGAUCCGGAUACCAUUAAAGACGUCAAGAAGCCCGUUUUCUAUUUCCUUGGUGGGAAGAAGGAUAUCGCCUAUAAAAAUGGCAUGGCCGACUAUGCCGCUCUAACUGGCGUGCCAAAGUGGGUAGGAAACUACCCCGUCGGACACCUGGGGACCUACGCUGAGCCCGAGGGAGGAGCAUUUGGUGAUGCCGCUGUGAAGUGGCUGCAGUGGGUAUUGAAAGAAGAUACCAGCCAGGCGAACUGGUUUGCUGGUGGUGGCGCGCAAGAAGACGGGUGGGAGGAGGUGGACAGUGAGCGGCUCGAGGAUCUACUGACUUUUGCUGGAGUCUGA
Molecule: messenger RNA, 987 nt
Organism: Aspergillus nidulans FGSC A4
Lineage: Eukaryota; Fungi; Ascomycota; Eurotiomycetes; Eurotiales; Aspergillaceae
Exons: 4
Coding region: 1-987 (328 amino acids)
Source: RefSeq, a predicted model, not a curated record